Messenger RNA from Diospyros lotus (date-plum), 3912 nucleotides. Its product is annotated as protein QUIRKY. The coding region runs from base 677 to 3826 and encodes 1049 amino acids. The record is from RefSeq and is a predicted model, not a curated record. NCBI's taxonomy places the organism in Eukaryota, Viridiplantae, Streptophyta, Magnoliopsida, Ericales, Ebenaceae. The transcript has a single exon.
AUUAAUAUUUCAAAGGCCAGUUGGGUUCAAGGAAACUAAGCCACCGUCCAUGAGCAUGCACCGAUGAUCAGAGAGGGGUAGCAAGUCAACAAUGGGACCCUUAAUUUGCACUGAUAAUUAAAAAGCUGAUCAAAGGAAUCCGUCCAGCCAGCCAGCCAGCAAUCAGAGCCUACCCAAUCUCGAGGUAUAUAAUAACAAAAUUAAAGAAAAAGUGACAAGAAUCUUCAGUAGCCGUGUUGAUAAAAAGUAUUAUCUUCACAGGCAAAGCAACCAAAAGCAGCAAAAAGCAAAGCUAAGGGCGGUUUAACCAUAAAUAAGCCAUAUGAUAUGGCAGGGCAUGGUCUAAAGGCUCCCAUUCCAAUUCUUGCUCUUCAAGUUACGCACCUUUUCCCUCUCCCCCCCACUUUUUCUUCCCCCUUCACUGGCUAAGGUACCCUGCUGGAACACCCACCAUUACUUACGUAUUAUGUACUACACACACUCACGCACGCACACACAUAGUUUCUGCAUCUCCUUCUUCUACAAGACUAGGAAUUGGUAGAAGCCCUAAAUCCCACGUACCCAAUCAAACAGUGUGAGAUAUAUAUGUGUGUGUGCGCGCGCGCGCGCAUGCGUAUAGGUCAUCACAAAUUCACAGAAGAGAAAAAUAUAUACAACAGUAGUGUUGUUUGAAGGCAUGGCGUCAAGUACCAGAAAGCUGAUCGUGGAGGUCAUCGACGCUCGCGAACUGCUUCCAAAAGACGGCCACGGGACGUCCAGUCCCUACGUGAUUGUGGACUACUACGGGCAGAGGAAGCGGACCAAGACGGUAGCUCGCGACCUCAACCCCACUUGGAACGAGUUGCUCGACUUCAAUGUCGGCAAGCCUUCCGAUGUCUUCGGCGACGUGCUCGAGCUGGACGUGUACCACGACAAGAGCCUCGGCCCCACCACCCGCACCAAUUUUCUGGGCCGAGUUAGGCUCAGUUCCGGUCAGUUCGUUACAAAAGGCGAGGAGGCCUUGAUUUAUUAUCCCCUCGAGAAGAAGCACUUGUUCAGUUGGGUCCAGGGCAAGAUUGGCCUCAAGAUUUACUUUGUCGAUGAGCCGGUUGCUCCUCCUCCUCCUCCGCCGCCGGCUGCUGAGGACGUCAAGCCGCCGGAUGAAAUACCUCCCACUGAACCCCAGCCAGCUGAUCAGGAAGCAAAGACUGCAGAAACCGCAGCUGAUACUAAUGCAGGAAACUCUGAUCCAUCAGCAGAAGCUGCUCCCGCUCCACCCGCGGAGAAGCCAUCCGACGGCGGAGAUAAACCCAGUGAAGAUCAACCACAAGCUCCACCAUCCGCGCCGGAAAGUGCUGCUGCUGAAAAAGAUAACACAGCCCCGGGAUCAGAUGCACCACCACCACCUGAAGAAGGAGAUGGUGUUCCUAUGGAGCCACCGCCGCCGCCGCCUCCAAUUUUGCCUGAAGCAAAGGCGUUCACGGCCACGAGAUCCGUUUCUGAAAUCAACAUGACCGGGUUGAAGGGUCCGAGGCCCAUUUCUCGGGCUGCCUCAGUCAGCAGCUUCACGUCGGAUCUAUCCGACACAGUUCCGAUCGAGCGAUCGGCGUUUGACCUAGUCAACAAGAUGCACUACCUGUUCGUCCGAGUCGUGAAAGCCCGAUCGCUCCCCACAAAAGGAAACCCCAUAGUGAAGAUUGCAGUGUCGGGGUGUGUAGUCGGAUCCUCUCCGGCCCGCAAAAUGCAGUUCUUCGAGUGGGACCAGACAUUCGCUUUCGGCCGAGAUUCCCCUGAUUUUUCCACCAUCUUAGAGGUCUCCGUGUGGGACCCACCAAGGUCCAGCGCGGCAACCCCUGCAUCCGACGUGGCCGGACACAACUUCCUGGGUGGCAUAUGCUUUGAUGUGUCAGAGAUCCCACUGCGAGACCCACCGGACAGCCCUUUGGCCCCACAGUGGUACAGAUUGGAAGGAGGCGGGGCCCAUUCUGGCGAUCUGAUGCUCGCCACCUGGGUGGGCACCCAAGCGGACGAAUCAUUUCCCGACGCGUGGAAGACAGACACAGCUGGCAACCCCAAUUCCCGGUCUAAAGUCUAUCAGUCCCCUAAACUCUGGUACUUGAGACUGACGGUGCUCGAAGCCCAAGACAUCCUGCCGUUAAUUCCCUCCAGACAAUCCUCCUCCCUCACCCUCCACUUCCAAAUCAAAGCCCAGCUCGGCUUUCAAAUGCUGAAAACCCGACCCGCCGUUAACCGUAACGGAUCUCCGUCCUGGAACGAGGACCUGGUCUUCGUGGCCGCCGAGCCAUUCGCCGACCAGCAGCUAAUAAUCUUCCUAGAAAGCAAGCAACCCAAAGAAUCCGUUCGGUUUGGGAUUGCCACCAUACCGCUCACAUCCAUAGAGCGCCGUGUUGAUGAUCGACAGAUUGCUGCUAGAUGGUUCAGUUUGGACGACCCGAACGCGGAGAAGAGGAUCUACAAGGGCAGGCUCCAACUACGCGUAUGUUUCGACGGCGGAUAUCACGUGAUGGACGAGGCAGCCCACGUGUGCAGCGACUACCGCCCGACGGCAAGACAGCUUUGGAAGCCCUCCGUCGGGACAGUAGAGCUUGGGAUCGUCGGUUGCCGGAACUUACUCCCUAUGAAGACAAUCAACGGGAAAGGGUCCACCGACGCCUAUGCUGUGGCCAAGUACGGUAACAAAUGGGUCCGCACCCGAACCAUCUCGGAUAGCUUGGACCCGAAGUGGAACGAGCAGUACACGUGGCGGGUAUACGAUCCAUCAACCGUGUUGACUGUCGGCGUCUUCGACAGCUGGGAGGCAUUCGACGUGGACGCUGCGCCGAAAGAGUCCGUUCGUGCAGAUUUUAGGCUCGGGAAGGUACGGAUACGGGUGUCUACGCUGCAGAUGGGUACGGUGUAUAAAAAUACGUAUCCACUGAUGAUGCUCACACCCGCCGGGCUGAAGAAAAUGGGAGAGAUAGAGUUGGCAGUACGCUUCGUUCGAUCGACCGGGACGCUUGAUUUCCUCCACGUGUACUCGCAGCCGCUGCUGCCCGUGAUGCACCAUAUCCGCCCACUCGGCCUGGCUCAACUGGAGAUGCUGAGGAGUGCCGCCGUGAAGAUUGUGGCUGCUCAUUUGACCCGGUCCGAGCCGCCGCUUCGUCGGGAGGUGGUGAGCUACAUCCUGGACGCGGACUCGCAUGGGUUCAGCAUGCGGAAGGUGCGGGCCAACUGGAUACGGAUCGUCAGAGUAGUGGCCGGGGUAGAUGACGUGGUGAAAUGGGUGAACGACACGCGUGCUUGGAGGAAACCCAGCGCCACGGUGCUGGUGCACGCCUUGGUGGUGAUGCUGGUGUGGUACCCGGACCUGAUCAUCCCUGCCCUGGCAUUCUACCUGUUCGUGGUGGGAGCAUGGAAUUAUCGGUUUCGGGGGAGAGAGCCGCCGGCCCAGUUCGAUCCGAAAUUGUCGAUGGCGGAGGCCAUUGAUAGGGACGAGCUGGAGGAGGAGUUCGACGGGAUGCCAAGCGGGAGCGGGAACGAAGUUGUGAGGGCGAGGUACGACAAGCUGAGGAACAUCGGGGCGCGCCUGCAGACGGUGCUGGGGGACAUUGCGACGCAGGGGGAGAGGAUGCAGGCGCUGGUGACCUGGAGGGACCCGAGGGCAACCGCCAUAUUUGUGGGUCUGUGCUUGCUGGUGGCGCUGCUAUCGUAUGUGGUGCCGUCGAAGAUGGUGGCCAUGGCGUUUGGGUUUUACUAUCUGCGCCAUCCCAUCUUUAGAGACGGAAUGCCGUCGCCGGCCUUGAACUUCUUCCGGCGGCUUCCUUCUCUGUCCGAUCGAAUUAUGUAGCUGCUUGCUAGCUUCCAGCAUGGAUUACUAAGUAAUAUUAAUAUUAAUAUAUUGUAUUUAGUAGAGGUAAUUUUGUUGGCUAAUCA